Messenger RNA from Gilbertella persicaria, 966 nucleotides. RefSeq names its product major facilitator superfamily domain-containing protein. Gene Ontology annotation, cellular component: fungal-type vacuole membrane. Gene Ontology annotation, molecular function: transmembrane transporter activity. Gene Ontology annotation, biological process: transmembrane transport. The coding region runs from base 1 to 966 and encodes 321 amino acids. NCBI's taxonomy places the organism in Eukaryota, Fungi, Mucoromycota, Mucoromycetes, Mucorales, Choanephoraceae. The transcript is spliced from 3 exons. The record is from RefSeq and is a predicted model, not a curated record.
AUGGCUAUUGGCACAAUUCUAGCUCCUCUGGCUUUAAUUUUAGCUAGUUUUGCUACUGAACUUUGGCAUGUGUAUCUUUCACAAGGUAUCUUAUUUGGUAUUGGAUCUGCUUUUGUAUUUUCUCCUUCAGUCACACUUCCUUCUCAAUGGUUUACUCAUAAACGAGCUGUUGCAACAGGCAUCGCUGUGAGUGGUUCAGGUUUUGGAGGUGUCUGUUUGUCUCCUAUGACACAAAGAUUAAUUGCGAAUCUAGGCUAUCGUAACGCACUUCGUAUUCAAGGUGCCUUUGGAUUCGGAUUAUUGUGUAUUUCCACUGCUUUAGCUACCUCUCGUUACCGUCCACCAAAAAACGGCAAGAACAAAUGGUACCAUGUCUAUGACCGUUCCUUGAUCUCUCGUCGAUUUUUGUUAUUGUUGGCUUUUAGUUUCUUUGUCCCAUUUGGGUAUGUAGCACCUUUCUUUCUGGCUCCGCAGUAUGUGGGACAUAUUGGAUUGGACGCUUCUGCAGGUGCAGCUAUGAUCUCCGUCAUGUCGGCGGCAAAUGCUAUUUGUCGUAUUACAUUAGGUUAUCUUGCAGAUCGUUUUGGUCGAUUCAAUACUAUGUUUGCAUGCACCUUUUUAGCAGGCUUUUUUACCAUGGUUCUCUGGCAAUUUGCUUCUAAUUAUGCUAUAUUUGCAGUAUACUGUAUCUUCUAUGGACUCACAGCUGGUGGUUUUGUAUCACUGUUACCUGUUACAACGGCUGAUAUUGUGGGUGUCGAGAACAUUCAAAAGGGGCUUGGCAUGGCCUAUAUGACUACCGUCAUUGGUAACUUGCUAGGCACACCUAUCAUUGGCCUCUUAUUGAAAUCAUAUGGCUGGACUGCUGCUAUACAAUUUGCAGGUGCCAUGUCUGUCAUUUCUGCUGCUUUCAUGUUGAUUCUUCGAUUGACUGUUUCUAGAGGUAAACUUCUGAUUAAAGUAUAA